UUGCCGAUCCGAGCGCGUCCGUAGGGUGGGCCGGGGGCCGAGCACCUGGGGACACGGGUGCGCCCCAAAGUGCCAGUUACAGAUCCGAGAAGGUUCCCGGCAAUCGGGGUGUCUCUGUCUUCUUAGGUUCACGUUUUUGUUUCGUUUCGCCCUUCUUUCCCUAUUUGCUGUUUCUCAAAACAUUUUUCUCUCGCCUCUUUGAAUUUCUGACUGAACCAUGGCGACAACUGCUGCUGCUGCCUUUGAGGCCCUCAUGGAUGGAGUGACAAGCUGGGAUGUCCCUAAAGGCCCCAUCCCCAGUGAACUCCUUCUAACUGGAGAGGCUGCCUUCCCGGUGAUGGUGAAUGAUCAGGGCCAGGUCCUCAUUGCUGCGUCCUCCUAUGGCCGAGGCCGCCUGGUGGUUGUGUCCCAUGAGGGCUACCUGCUGGACGCCGGCUUGGCCCCAUUUCUUCUCAAUGCAGUGGGCUGGCUCUGUCCCUCUCCUGGGGCUCCCGUUGGAGUGCACCCAUCCCUGGCAUCACUAGCAAACAUCCUGCAGGGCUCUGGGGUCGGGGCACAGAUUCAGCCAGAACCGAGAGGACCCCUGGGGGUUUAUUGCAUCAAUGCCUACAGUGACACCAUGACUGCAGAGCUGAUCCAGUUUGUGAAGCGUGGAGGGGGCCUGCUCAUGGGGGGCCAAGCCUGGUAUUGGGCCAGUCAGCAUGGUCAUGACAAGGUGCUGUCCAAGUUCCCAGGGAACCAGGUGACCAGUGUGGCUGGGGUGUACUUCACUGAUACCUGUGGGGACAGAAGCCGGUUCAAGGUCUCUAAGAAGGUGCCCAAGAUCCCUCUCCUGGUCAGGUUUGGGGAGGACCUCAGGCAGGAUCAGCGGGAGCUCCUGGAAGGGAUCUCAAAGCUGGACAUCAAGGCAGGGGGAAUCCCCUCCCAGCUGCUGGUGCAUGGGGCCCUGGCCUUCCCCCUGGGCUUAGAUGCCUCUCUCGGCUGCUUCCUGGCAGCUGCCCGCUAUGGCCGGGGCCGCGUGGUUCUGGCUGCCCACGAGGGCAUGCUCUGUACGCCCAAGAUGGGGCCCUUUUUGCUCAAUGCUGUGCGCUGGCUGGCCAGAGGCCAGACGAGCAAAGUUGGGGUGAACGCAUGUCUAAAACAUCUGUGUGCCCUGCUGUCAGAGCAUGGCCUGGAAUGCUGUCUGGAGCCCCACCUGACUGCUGACUUGAGUGUCUACUGCUGUGUGGCUUACAGUGACAAGGAGGCUAAGCAGCUGCAGGAGUUUGUGGCUGAGGGUGGGGGCUUGCUGAUCGGGGGCCAGGCCUGGUGGUGGGCCUCCCAGAACCCCGGCCGCUCCACUUUGGCUAGUUUCCCUGGUAACAUCAUACUCAACUGCUUUGGCCUCAGUAUCCUAGCUCGGACUCUGGACCCAGGCUGUUUCCCUGUCCCUACCCCUGAGAAGCAGAGCUACCACUUCCGCAAGGCACUGUCUGAAUUCCAGCUUAUCGUGAAGCAUGGGGGUGGGACCUUGGAAAAGAGCUGGCUGGCGAAACUGGGAGCAGAUGGGGCAGGCUUCCUGCAGAUCCCCGCAGAGGGGGUCCCUGCUUAUGCCUCCUUGCACCGGCUCCUGAGGAAGAUGCUGCAUCUGUCGGGCCUCCCAGCUGUGAGCAGGGAAAACCCAGUUGCCAGUGACUCCUAUGAGGCUGCACUGGUCUGCCUGGCCACGGAGCUGGCACGCUCCGGCACAGACUGCUCUCAGCUGGCACAGGGGCUUGGAACCUGGUCUUGCAGCUCCAGUUCGUACCCCUCAGAACACGCCAUCACAGUGGAGAUUGAUGGAAGCAACCCAGGCAGCGGUGAUUCCUGGGUGAGUACAGGGCUCUACCUCCCAAAUGGACAAAAUGCAGAAGUCUCCUUGUCUGAAGCUGCAGUCUUUGCUGGCCUGAAGGUACAGAUUGGCUGCCACACCGAUGACUUGACGAGUGCCAGCAAGCUGUCUCGAGCCCCUGUGGUGACUCUCCAGUGCUGCAUGGACAGGACCAAACGGUCAAUCUCCUGCCUCUGGGGUGGCCUUCUCUAUGUCAUCGUGCCCAAGGGCAGUAAACUGGGCCCCGUGUCCGUCACCAUCAAGAGGGCUGUGCCUGCCCCAUAUUACAGGCUGGGUAAGACAUCCCUGGAGGAGUGGAAGAGGCGUAUCCAGGAGAGCACAGCUCCCUGGGGAGAGCUGGCCACGGACAACAUCAUCUUGACGGUGCCAACUGCAGACCUCCAGGCCCUGGAGGACCCCGAAUCUUUACUCCACCUCUGGGAUGAGAUGAUGCGGGCUAUAGCCAGGCUGGCAGCCCAGCCCUUUCCUUUCCUCCGUCCAGAGAGGAUUGUUGCUGAUGUGCAGAUCUCGGCCGGCUGGAUGCACUCAGGAUACCCUAUCAUGUGCCACCUGCAGUCAGUGCAGGAGCUCAUCAGUGAGAUGGGCAUGAGAAGCAGAGGUCUGUGGGGAGCCAUCCACGAGCUGGGCCACAACCAGCAGCGGCACGGGUGGGAGUUCCCCCCGCACACCACCGAGGCCACCUGCAACCUCUGGUCAGUCUAUGUGCACGAGACGGUCCUCGGCAUCCCCAGGGCUCAGGCCCACCCAGCUCUGAGCCCUCCAGAACGAGAGAAAAGGAUCAAAACACACCUGGGAAAGGGAGCGCCCCUGAAUGACUGGAAUGUGUGGACAGCUCUGGAAACGUAUCUAAAGCUCCAGGAGGCCUUUGGAUGGGAGCCAUUCACCCAGCUCUUUGCUGAGUACCAGACCCUCUCUGGCAUCCCCAAAGACAACACUGGCAAGAUGAAUCUGUGGGUGAAGAAGUUCUCUGAAAGGGUACAGAAGAAUCUGGCUCCUUUCUUUGAGGCCUGGGGCUGGCCUGUCCAGAAGGAAGUGGCUGCGAGUCUGGCCUGUCUGCCUGAGUGGCAGGAAAACCCCGUGCAGAUGUACAUCCAGACUGAGGACUAAAAGAUGUGCACCAAGGGGUGUGUGUGUGCGGAAGGGGGGGUGAUCACCCACCAACUCUGCCACCCUCUUUCUUGCCUAGUGUACCUUGAGGCUGAAUCCUGCUUCCUACCUGUCCUCAGGAAGGCCUUUGAGGUUCUAAGACAAAAUGAGCCCAACUUCCUCAGGAAAGUGCUGCUAUGCUUCUUUUAUUGUUUCUCUGCUUGCACUCUUGGUCUCAUCAAGAGACUUGCUUCACCAUCCUCAUCCUCCAGAAGAGGAUGUUUCAUCUUGGCAUCUUGAGUUUCUGCAGGCUCUUCACUUCUAUUUAUGACCGGUAGUUCUAAAGACCGCGGAUUCCAUUAUAAUCUGAUAUCACCCCAGCCAGGCCUGAACAAAGCUCUUAACUUCUGCUUUGAGAAGCUUUCUAACAGCAAGCGAGACAGGCUGGUAUAAUGGAGAGAGCCCUGAACCAGCUUUGGUUCUAUGGAAAAUCACUAAACUCUGUCUGCAUCUGGAUUCUUAUCCAUGACAUGGGAUAAAAAUCUGUUGUUUGAUGAUGGUGAACGUCUUUGAACACAACCUGCGUACGCAUAUGAGGGAGCUCUUCAGCUUUCACCAGGCCCCAGAGUAGCCCGUCCGCCCACCUUCAUGCGGACACAACCUGAAAACCGAAUCUCCCUUCCGAGUCAACCUCCUUGAGGUUAGCAUUCAGUCCCUGUGUGAGAGGAUUUAGUGAACACCGGUGUUGUUCCCAGACAUGGUAUCAAUGAUAGUCCUCAAGAUCCUAGCCCAUCCCAUGUGUCCUUUCCUCUGCCUCUGGAAAGAUUCCUGGGUAUAACCUAACCCCAAGAAUGUGGUAUGAACUCAAACUGGAGGUUACAAAGCUGUUGGGGUUUGGACUUCUUGGUUAGUUUCAUCUUCGAGAACAUCUGCUUCAACCAAAGGAAAAAAUCAUUCCAGCAACCCUACCAACUUCAUAAGCCCAUUGGUUCUUAGCACAAAACAGGUGUCUGACUCCUCUGGUCACCUUGGGAUCAAGGCACUGUCAGUUAUCGACAGCUACUGUGCUGAGAGGGCCAUGGCCAGGACAGGCUCCAGUGGAAGAGGAUUCCUGAGUGCAGCAGACAGAGUUAACCCAUACUCACUUAUUACCCCACAAACCAGCAUCCCCAAGCUUUCUCAUAAUCUCAUUCCAACCCGUCCCGGCUCUUUGGCUAGGUGGCAUUUCAAUUAGAGACGCAUCCUCAGGAUUAAUGGGGUGUACAUCUACCCAUUUUCCUCUAGCUUGCUUUUAAACCAUAUUUUUGUUGUUUUCAAUAUCAUUCCAUUAGCUUUGUUGAGCAUAGAGAGACUCAGGUGGAGAACUAAUCUAGGGAAUGUCUUUCUCUGAAUCCCAUCAGCACAUCCUUCUCCCAAUUCUAGGAUAAUUUCCUUUUAUUUCACUAGUGUCCUUCAUCAGGUGCUUUUCACAUGAAAAGUACUCAGUAAAUAUUUGUUAACUGAAAGAACAGUAAAGACACCUAACACAAAAUGAACAGUCUUUAUGUCCCAGACAUUGUGUGAGGUAUUUCCUAUGAGUUAUCUUACAGAAUCUGAGGUUGGUGCUAUUAUUAUCCCAUUUGAUAGACGAGAAAAUGAACACUUAACGAUAUUAAAUAGCUUCUGAAGUCACAAAGCUAAUAAGAGGAAGAGUCGGGGCUUGACUGAAGCCCACAGCAAUGAAAAAAUUGUAGAGCUUUUCUCCAAGAAUGAUUUUCAAUUUAGACACAAAUUCACCGAGAAAAUGGAAGUUCAACAAAGUUCUGACUUAUGCCAUGUUCACUAUUGAAUUUUUAUUAAAUAUAAAAUUUAACCUCUAAGAAGAUAUUGGCACUUGAUUUUCUGGUUGUCUCAGCAUGUGAUUAGCUUCCCUAUAGGUAGAGAAAGGAUUUGAACCCAGGCAAUUCAACUCCAGAACUGGUGUUCUUAUCCAUGAUGCUAGGGAUGAGUAAAUGAAUGGAUAAUGCUGGGUUUAAGAGGUUGCCAUAGAGACAAAGACAAAACCUGACUUUUCCCCACAUUCUCUGUAGUGGAAGUUGGAGCCCUUCUCCCUCUUACAGAGAGACUGUGGCUCUGCCACUUGUUUCUAAGUUCAGAAUUAAUUGCGUGUAACUGCGACACUCUCAGAGUAUUCUGUGUUCCAGAGCAAACGUGCUCCGAAGGAUGUCUAUGCAGGUCCGGUGAAUCAUCAAUAAAUGCCACUUGCCAGGAACUGUUAUAAGUGCUUUUUAUUUGUUUAUCCUCACAACAGUCCUAUGGAAUAAGUACUAUGACUGUCUCCAUUUUUCAAAGAAAGAAGCAGAGAUACAGGGGUAGCAAGUGGUGAAACCACAUUUCCGUCCCUGGAAGUUGGACUCAGGACCCACACUUUAGCCAGCAUACUAUAUACUACUGUAUAUUACAUUACUGGGUCUGCCACAACCUGCAGCUCUACUUGCAUGGAACUAUGUGUAUGGCUACUGUAUCACAAAAUGACCACAUAAAAACUACUAAAAACCAAACAGAUUAUUUCUAGUUACCCAAACAGGAAUUAUUUAACCAUAAGGGUCAUGCAUCCAAGGCACACAUCCCUCAAUACCAAGACCCUGCCCUACCAAGUCUGAAAGGUUUUAAAGAUCCUAUGCUUCAAAUAACAACUUCGUGGAGUCCUAGAGGAAGCUUGUCUUAACCUCAGGGCUUGUAUCCAAGUGUCCUUUGCUCAUUCUUAAAGAUACCCAAACAUCCAUCCUCAUGUCUAAGACUGUUAUUAGACAAAGGAGCCCAUGCAUUCUUACAGGUUACUAGAUCCAAUAUCUGAAAUAUCCAAAUUUCUAGCAAAUUGGAUAAUUUUCAAAGGAAAGAAAUCACCAUAGGAUACUUCAGGGAAGUAGUAAUGGCUACUUUAAAGUUUUAAAGGAGAUUAAAAAGGACUAUACCUCUAUCUUAUCCCCUGAGCACGAGAUAGCCACCAACUUAUUAGAAGAAUGGACAAUUAAUUUCAAAAAAUUAAAGCAUUAGUGGUUGGUCACACUAAAUGGAACCACAACACCUCAUACUUGUGGCAAAUAUUGUUGAAAUAAAAUAACAAGCACUUCCUAAAGGGAAUUAAAGUGAUUUUCUAUCUUGACUAAAUCUCUGGCAUUGUACAUUCCCUGAUCGCCUAUGUUGCUCUUUGUCUCCCCCUUAUGGCCACCUAGAAAACCUUACAGCUCCUGACCAUCAAUUUUAACAGUGUAAUUAUUCCCAUGGAGGCAAACUCAGUUUCUGUCUUAGUUUUAGUUUAAAAGACAUAUUCAUGUGACUCUUCCCAUGAAGAAACAGAUUGGUCAAUAUGCUCUUCACUUUUAAUAUCCAUAAAAAAAAACCACCCAAAUCAAUUUGCUUCAACUGGAAUGGAAACAAAUUCCUCUACUCUUUAGCUCAUAAUGUUGUUAAAAUGGAUUUAGAUUCUUGGCAUACAAAAGAGUUACUGCCGUUAUCAAUUACACAUAUGAAGUUUUAGUUAACACUUUUUACUAAAUUUAUGACUUUCAUAAAAUAAAUGAUUAUUAGAACAAGCCCAAGAGGCUUCCCAAAAUAUACCUUUGGGGCCAUCUAGACCACAGAGAAAUAGUCUCCCAAAAUAAACAUUACCUUUCUCUCAUUUACACUAGCUCUUCUAAGAAAGACGUACAAAGAUUAGUAGCUUUAUAACUAGCGGUAGUCCAAGAUUUGGGUAGGCUUCUCCAGCCUAAUGCUUUGGGACAUGUGUAAAUUAGUGACCUCCCACUGGGGAAAAGAAGUAGUGAGAUGUUUACAAGCUUUUCAGGUCACAGUACAGGCUGCCUUUCCAUUUGUCUCAUACCACAGAGAAAAGGAAACUUGGCCGCUUGGUGCCUCUAAGGGCCAAUUUUUGGGGAAAAAAAGCUACUCACAGAAGGACGUCAAGUGCUACAAACUACUUAUUAAAAAUUGAGUAAUGGGGCUUCCCUGGUGGCACAGUGGUUAAGAAUCCACCUGCCAAUGCAGGGGACACAGGUUCGAGCCCUGGUCCGGGAAGAUCCCACAUGCCGAGGAGCAACUAAGCCCGUGUGCCACAACUACCCACAACUACUGAGCCUGUGCUCUAGAGCCCGCGAGCCACAAUUACUGAGCCCGUGAGCCACAGCUACUGAAGCCCGCGUGCCUAGAGCCCAUGCUCCACAACAAGAGAAGCCACCGCAAUGAGAAGCCCGCGCACCGCAACGAAGAGUAGCCCCUGCUCGCCGCAACUAGAGAAAGCCCACGCACCGCAACGAAGAUUAGCCCCUGCUCGCCGCAACUAGA
Molecule: messenger RNA, 7279 nt
Organism: Physeter macrocephalus (sperm whale)
Lineage: Eukaryota; Metazoa; Chordata; Mammalia; Artiodactyla; Physeteridae
Gene: TCAF2
Product: TRPM8 channel associated factor 2
Exons: 8
Coding region: 218-2977 (919 amino acids)
Biological process (GO): negative regulation of anion channel activity; positive regulation of protein targeting to membrane
Cellular component (GO): plasma membrane
Molecular function (GO): transmembrane transporter binding
Source: RefSeq, a predicted model, not a curated record